Phyllopteryx taeniolatus (common seadragon) is the source of this 691-nucleotide messenger RNA. Its product is annotated as ATP synthase membrane subunit K, mitochondrial-like. Bases 377 to 637 code for a protein of 86 amino acids. NCBI's taxonomy places the organism in Eukaryota, Metazoa, Chordata, Actinopteri, Syngnathiformes, Syngnathidae. The transcript is spliced from 4 exons. The record is from RefSeq and is a predicted model, not a curated record.
AUAAAGUUAGCUUCGCUCGAGGUGCAGAUACUGUAAACACAGACAACAUUAUCAUGGCUUCCACUCUUCCACCCUACUUGUGGCAACUCGCUUUUACGGGGGAGUUCUCAGUUUACGACGGUACAGACGGACGAGGUUUCAAGGCACAACCGCUCACCAAGCCAAGCGUCUAUUGGUCAAUUGUUUACAAGCAACCUUGUGAUUGGCCAAGAUGUGGUGUCGUCACAGUAACCCGGAACACAAUGCACUCACGAUGAAAAUCGUGUAAGUGACGCCUCUUGUCUGCUUAAAGAGAAUUUUUUGAAUGUAGCAAAUUGUACUAAAGUAGUGUUUUGUUUUUUAACCAAGUGUACAGGUAUUUUAAUAGUUUUCAAUCAUGCCGACGUCUCCUGUUAAAACGCGAAUCCCGCUCACUAGUUUCGGCCACUUGAUAACAGAGGUGAAGAGGCAGCUGUUUGCCAUCGAGGCGCCAGCGUCGGUGGAGCUGACCGGUUUGAGAAAGUACUUUAACAGCUACACACUGCAGGGGCGCAGAAAUUGCGUCUUGGCUACUUACGGCAUCAUGCUGGUAACAGCGACGGCCUAUUUCAUGCACAGACAAAACAAAAAAGAAGCUCCGAAGGACUGCACUGCCUGAGGGGGGUGGGGGGGAAAGCAUAAUGAAGUUUGUGUACCAUUAUUUAUGAUGUGA